Musa acuminata AAA Group (dessert banana) is the source of this 1247-nucleotide messenger RNA. RefSeq names its product probable protein S-acyltransferase 14. Gene Ontology annotation, molecular function: palmitoyltransferase activity. The coding region runs from base 89 to 1036 and encodes 315 amino acids. The record is from RefSeq and is a predicted model, not a curated record. NCBI's taxonomy places the organism in Eukaryota, Viridiplantae, Streptophyta, Magnoliopsida, Zingiberales, Musaceae. The transcript has 7 exons.
AGUGGAAGGAAAGAGAGGAGGGGGAAAAGAGGAGAGAAAGGGAUAUUUUUGACCCGUUCUCUUUUUUUAGAGGGGCGGACGGGGGGCGAUGAGAUCGGGGGCGGUGGUCAUGGCGUGGAACGUGUUCAGGUUCUGCACCGCGCUGCGGGGCCUCGGCUCCCUUAUGAUCCUCAUCGUCGUCGGCAUCGUUGGUGUCAGCUACUACGCCGUCGUCGUCGCCAUUUACGGCCCCGCCCUCCUCACCGCCGGCUGGCUCGAUUCGCUCCUGGCCGUCGGUGUCUUGGUCUCCUUCCAUCUCCUGCUAGGAUUGCUUCUAUGGGCCUAUUUCUCUGUUGUCAUCACGGACCCUGGCAGUGUUCCACCACAUUGGAAGCCUGUCAUUGAUGAGGAGGAAGGAGAAACUGCUCCAUUAGCCAACUCGGAGUUCACUAGUCAUAUUCUGAAUUUGCAACAACCAGGACCCGUUGCGGACACAGGUAGCCCAAGGAUAAGAUACUGCAGGAAGUGCAACCAGUUGAAGCCACCUCGUUGCCAUCAUUGUUCUGUUUGUGGGAGAUGUGUACUAAAGAUGGAUCACCACUGUGUGUGGGUUGUAAAUUGCGUGGGAGCUUUAAAUUAUAAGUUCUUUCUUCUUUUUCUGUUUUACACAUUUCUUGAGACGACUCUUGUUACUGUUUCACUAUUUCCCCAUUUUAUUGCUUUCUUUAAAGAUGUGGAGAUCCCUGGAACACCAGGAACACUUGCAGCUACGUUUAUUACAUUUGUGUUGAAUCUGGCUUUUGCAUUAAGUGUUCUUGGGUUUCUUGUCAUGCACAUAUCUUUAGUGAUGAAGAAUACUACAACCAUUGAGGCAUAUGAGAAGAAAACAACUCCAAAAUGGAAGUACGAUCUCGGUCGAAAGAAGAACUUUGAACAGGUGUUUGGAACGGAUAAGAAAUACUGGUUCAUCCCUGCAUAUUCCGAGGAGGAUUUGAGAAGAAUGCCAGCCCUGCAAGGACUCAAGUAUCCCACAAAGCCGAAUCUGGAUGUACAGUAGCUCUAAAGGUUGAUGUGGAAAUGGAAAUCUCCUCUUCCUCUUCUGCAACAGACGUAGGCCCGAGAAAUAGCUUUGUACAUGCAGACCACUGAUCUUUCGCGGCUGUUCAGCAAGCACAUCUCCUAUCACAAUCUCUUCCAAAAUUUAACAUAAAAUGUGUAAGCAAGAUAGUUGAGAAAUAAAAAUAAAAAAAACAAUGUGUUACUCCAAA